AUGCCUCUAUUGCAGCUUUCGCUACCCCAAAACGCAACCUCGGGCGGCGACCCUCAGACCCAGCUGGAGCUGUGGCUACAGGAGCACUUGUCUCUGGUGGGCCCGGCUUCGCAGCUGCAUCUGCCGCAGUUCAAGAUUGGCACUCUGGAGUCGCUGGUGCAGCUGUCCGAGGAGCUUCACAAGACGGACGGCCAGCUCGACGGAGCGCUGGCCAAGGUGGCUGACAUCAUCGGAGUGCUGCAUGAGGGCUCGCCCGCACAGCAGGCGUUUUCCAAAAAGAUCAACGACCGGUCGGAGGUGGACUACGUGCGAGACUUCCGAUGGAACUCCAACAAGUACAAGACCGAGGGCGUGCCUCUGACCGAGCUCAGCAACAACAUCACUGGCGAGGCGCUGUCUCUAGAUCAGGACGUGCGGACCCUGUUCCAAAACUACCAGAACGCCAAGAGCACCCUGGCCUCGGUGGACCGUAAGCAGAGCGGCAAUCUGUCCAUCAAGUCGCUGCACGACGUUGUUGCCGCUGACGACUUUGUGCUCGACUCGGAGCAUCUGCAGACGGUGCUCGUGGCGGUGCCCAACUCGCAGUCCAAGGAGUUUGUGGGCUCCUACGAGUCGCUGACCAAGAUGGUGGUGCCGCGGUCGGCCCACGUCAUCUCCAAGGACGACGAGUAUACCCUGUUUGGCGUCACACUGUUCAAGAAGUUUGUGCCCGAGUUUAUCCACAAGUGCCGAGAGGCAAAGUACACAGUGCGGGACUUUGAGUACUCUCCGCAGCGGGUGCAGGAGGAGCGCCAGGAGCAGCAGCAGGCCAGCCAGCAGGAGCGCCAGCUGUGGGGCGAGGUGGUGAGACUGGCUCGAACGGCUUACGCAGAUCUCUUCAAGGCCAUUGUGCACCUGCGGGUUAUUCGCAUUUUCGUCGAGUCCGUGCUGCGAUACGGUCUUCCCCCCAACUUUCUCACAGCCACCUUUGAGCCCACCAACAUCAAAAAGGCCAAGGACGCACUGGUGGAAAAGUUUGGAUACCUGGGAGGAAACGCCUUUGCCAAGGACAAGGCCGGCAAGAUCAAGAGCGACCAGGGUCUGGGCGAAUUUGGUGGUCUGGCCGAUCAGGACUACGAGCCGUUUGUCAUUUACGAGCUCAAGUUGUAUUAG
Molecule: messenger RNA, 1152 nt
Organism: Yarrowia lipolytica CLIB122
Lineage: Eukaryota; Fungi; Ascomycota; Dipodascomycetes; Dipodascales
Biological process (GO): proton transmembrane transport
Cellular component (GO): vacuolar proton-transporting V-type ATPase, V1 domain
Molecular function (GO): proton-transporting ATPase activity, rotational mechanism
Source: RefSeq, a predicted model, not a curated record